Molecule: messenger RNA, 1284 nt
Organism: Haemonchus placei
Lineage: Eukaryota; Metazoa; Nematoda; Chromadorea; Rhabditida; Trichostrongylidae
Source: the annotation of a GenBank genome assembly
AUGGCCCAUGAAACGCGACAAAUGUUCAAAGAAGCUCUUACUUCAAUGCUUAAAGGGAAUUCAUUUCAGAGUAAAAAUGAUGACGAUAUUCUGGAACGACUUUAUCGCGACGUAUCGGCGAUUCUCGAAUCUCACGACGAUCGCCUCGAACACGGCAACGUCGAUGGCUCAGGGGUUUCUUUCGAGAACAAGAUGUACGCUGACCUAUACGACGAACUGGAGAAGGUUCGCAAUAUGCUCCUCAUUCAACACAACAUCAAUCAGAAGCAGACAACUGAGAUAAAUUUGUUGCAAGAGGAGAUGGAGGCUGUGAAGGUACGCUAUGAAACGAAACUGAAAGAAAUGCGAGAUAAAGUCGUUGAGAAACAGAAGAAGGUGCUUGUACUCGAGGAACAGAUCCGAUCCAUCGCUUACGGUACCCAGAAACCGAUCCCGAUCAGACCUGUCAAUGAGCUGUCGACGGACCUUUCCAUCAUGUUUACCUCGAUCACAUACUUUUUGUCUCUAGAAUUCUUCGAUUUCGAAUUACAAACGACGCCCAUGUUGACGAAGCAGACGAACGCUCUUGACUUCACUACAAUCUACAGUGUGGUGGUGUCAAAUCUUUUCGUGCACUAUAUAGAAACGAACGGCAUCACAAUAGAACUAUACUCUCCGCAAAAUACUGCCUACAAGCUACUGGCUGCUGGCGUAGUCAACCUUAAGCCUCUCCUCCAGGAGAGGUCAGUGUUUGGCAUUCUAUUGUACUUUAAAUUGCAAGAUUGCCCCAAAACUCCUUUGAUCCAGAUUUUGGUUUAUUUCUUCUUUAACUUUUGUAUGGAGAUUUUAGAAUCCUGCAAUACUUCAUCUUUCUGUUCUGCCAGUAUUAUUCUCAUAAUUUCAGGUGAGCUGGAGGUGUGUGUCAUUUAUGAGUUCUUCUCCUUCUCGCCAUACUUCACGAACUAUGUGACAUCAUCGAAAACGGCUGAGUUCAAUUCUAAACGCGACUGGACACAGUCUUUUCAAACAAUGGAGAAUUUGACCGAAGAUAACGAAGGAGUCCUGUCAAUGCUUUCUUUGCCAUUGUCGCCUCUUCGAGAAAACAAAGCCAUCAAAGGAUCAUUCGAAAUGGUUAAGGCUGACGGCUCAGAUUGUGGCGUAUACUUGGAUGUGACUAUUAUGUGGAAAUUUGCUCUCAGCCAAGUUACGUCUAAGAAAGCCUCUUCAGGAGGAGAAACUCAGAAAGCAGUGGCUAGUCCACCAGCCGAGGUACGAUUACGGGCUUUCUUCUUCAACUUUUUUUAG